GAAGAGCAUCUUAACUCGUUUACACAAAGAAGCCAAUAUUGAAAUAUUGGAUGUUUGCUACACCAACCUGUGGGCGAGGUUUGACCUCGGAACUGAUCAAUUCCAUUUCAUGACUUUGAACGGGAGAAAGAACGUCUUACCAGUAAUGAGCAGCUUGUAGAACUGCUGGUACGGGUUUUCCUCAGUGCUGUGCGUCUCCCCCGGGACGUAAUCUCCGAGACCGAUGGUGGUUAAGGAGAUGAAGCAGAAGUAGAGGGACUCCAGAAAGUUCCAGUCCUUCUCCAGGGUGAAGAAGAUCCAGGAGGGAAUGAUGAGCAGCAGCAAGGUCACCACCACGGCCAGGAUGGCGGCGUGCACCACGGCGAACUUGGACUUGGACAUGGCCCACCUGCGGGGAAAGUAGGAGAGGGGCCGGCGGGUCACCGGGACCAUGAUCCUUUGCACCACUGCCGAGAGGAAGAAGAGGGUAGCCGGGAUGCCCACGAGGGAGUAGAUUAUGCAGAAGGCCUUUCCUUCGUCUGACAGAGGAACCGUGUGGCCGUACCCUACACACAAGGAAGUACACGGCACCUCGGUCUACCCACCCCACCCCUCCUCUCCUGGGGACGAACCUGUGGUGGUGAGGACGGUGCUGGUGAAGAACAAGGAGGACAUGAAGUCCCAGUUCCGGUGGCCGCGUCCACUCAUGACGGACACGCCGUAGUUGUUGGCCUCCAGGACUCGGACCAGCAGCUCCCGGAGACGCGCUUCCGACACGCAGGUGUUGUUGCCGAGGAAGUCCCGAUGGGAGGCCUCCAGCUCGUCCCGCAGCCGGAUCUCGUAGGGCAGCUCGAUGGCGGAGAAGACCCCGGCGCCGACGAGGAGGGCAGUCUGCUGCUGGGCCAGCCAUCCAAAUCGCCGUCUUCACCACAGAGGAAACCGUUGCCCGCAAACCCUACGCCGCACACGCACUUGUACAAGACCUGUGACGCCAGGCCCAGGUACACACAGUUGGCAUGAUGGUGGCAUGUGUGCGUGUUGUCUUUACACGGGUUGUAGGGCUCGCACACCUGCAGCCGCAGUGGACAGACGUUACAUCUCAACCGCCAGGAAAAGGUCAUCGGAGAAGGUCCAAACCUGCCUGCCGGUUCCUUUGGGCCUCCGCCAGCCCCAGACCGAAGGGCUGGUUGCCUUUGUAACGAGGAGGACACGGCUGACAGAAGAAGCCGGGUCUGUCCAGGUCUUCAAGCAGGUUUCCGGUGAUGAGACGCAUGUCGUGGAUGUCGGUGAGCAUCUGCGACAUAUCCUCACACGGGUGGCGACACACCGCCGAUGUCAGCUGCUGCACAAAAGAGCAUGGCCAGCCAACUCAUCCUUCUUCACUUUGGAAAGUCCUCCGUCCGUCACAAUGCCUUGCCUCCUCUUCCUUGCUUCCUUGCUUCCUUGUGUCCUCCACACUGUCGCCGGUGUGUCCACGCGAGACAAGGACGCUGAGAGAAACCGGAGAGGUGAACAAGCGCUGAGAGUUGAGCAGAAAGUUGUCCUGGUGUUACAGUGAGAGAGAGGGUGGGGGCUGGGCUUGUAGUCGAAAUGUCUGCAUGAACAGCUGGAUGGAUGUCUUGCUAACUGCUAGCGUGCAUGACAUCACACCAAAGCACUAAACUAUCCCUAAAACAGCACUUGUCAUGUCGAUAGUGUUUGGCUUUUGGCACUAGAACAUCUUUCACCAACUUGACUGUUUGGCCAAUCAGUAGGCAAACACAGCGACUGCUUCGGCCAUGUUGAGGAUCUCUGACUAGCGUUUUGGCAGUGCGUUCUUAAAAACAUCACAGCACACCUGCCAUGUCCAAAAUCCUGGACUGGUAGUCCUCAAAAACAGCAGAGCGCUCCUGUCGUAUAGAUGAUCUUUGACUAGCAUUUUUGCAGUGUGCCCGUCAUGUACAGGAUCUUGGACUAGUGACUAGUCCUUAAAUAGAGAAGAGUGUUCCUGUCAUAUAGCAGAUCUUUGAUUAUUACAGACGAUCACUCCUCUUGUCAUAUACACUUUUGCUGGUUUUUCCCAGGAGGUACUUUUAAAACUGCAGAGCAUUCCAGUUGCAUAGAGGAUCUUGACUACAGUUUUUGCACUCUUGUCAUACAGAUGAUCUUUGACUAGUGUUAAUAUAGUGUUUUUGUUUGAAUAUAUAAGAGCAAAGCCUAAUGCGAGUGUCUGGGAAUGUUCUAUUUACACACACACGCAUUUACAUCAUCUGCAUGGACUGUUUUGCAAUAUUUAAAAAAAAUGACAUCAGUGAAAAUGAGCAUGUAUGGAUUAGAAAAACAUCCACUUCUAGCCGGAUCAUCUUGUCUUUGCCUUUCUUGCUCUCCUGCUGAGUGAAAGAUUCAUCAUCAUCAUCAUCAUCUUGAAUCAUUUCUUCCAUCAGUGCACACAUGCAUGAACACAUGCUUGACUGUGACUGUGCCAAAAUACACACACACACACACACAAACACACACGAUAAAUGUUCUAUCCGUAGAUGUACACCUACUACCUUACUACCUAUCAAUUAUUCAGCCAAUUAGCAGUUAGGCCAGACCCAGGUGUGAUGCAGUACUGCAGUACAGUACAUGCAGUACCGUUUAAUCCUCCUCACAAGCAGACUACAUGCAUGACUCUAAGCAUGCUGUGGUCAGAGAAUUAUGCGGGCUUAAAGUAAAAGGAUUUACAAGUAAGACAACACAAGGAACUUAAGAGAGGAGAAGGUUGAGGCUAUGGAUGCAUUAAAGAGACGUGCUUCUCCGAUUUAACCCUUUAAAUGGCGGGCAGACUAACAUGUGAACAAAGCCAUUAUCCAUCGUAUUCAAACUGCACACUUUUGAUUUUUGUGAUUGCAUUUCUUUGCCUCAUCAAGGGCCAUAGAUUGGGUUGUCAGUCAGUCACUUCGGGUUCAGUAGAACAGCAGACAAACAGUAAUCCAGUUAAAUCCAGUUAAACCACGAAAUUUGAAGAGCAAAGUGGCGAGGGAAGAUUGGAUAUAUUUACAUACUGUAUAGUUUACAAACACAGGGAAUUAGUUCUUGGACACAGGAGGCUUUGGGGAAUGACAUAGUGUCUGCUUCUGUAUACCUCUUUGCAUUAUUGACUAUUUUGCUAAAAAAAAAAAGUAAUAUAAGGGAAUUAUUUUAUUAUUAUGCUUUGUUCAAUGGUAUUAAUAUAUUUUAUUAAUACUAAUGCAAAACACUAAAUCAUUCAAUUAUGUUGAAAAAGUAUCCGCCAUACUGGCCUAUUUACUUGGGAUCGGACGACUAACUAACACGUCAAUCAAAAAGCAUCUUGGUUUGGGUCAAACCUUUUGGGCACGCUCGCGUCGUGCGUGAUGACGUAGCCAAAGGUCAGCAGGUGGCUUCCGGCAGGCCCAGAGUUCGCUUCACCUCCACCGGCUUUGCUGAGCUCAAUUAGCCGUGACACACUUUCCCCCUCUUUUCCCUCCCGGGUUGAUCACCUACCUUCCCCCGGCGUCGCUGCGUGUCCUCGGCAGCAGCAGAUUAAGCCACCCAGAUAGCCAAAGCACUUCCAUGACAGCAUAUCAUCCGCCCUAUCCGGUCUCUGUGCGUUUUUACGCGGCAAGGCCUCGGAGAUGACCGUAGGUGGUGUUCAUACGCCGGCGUGUCCCUCCGUGCUGGUCCCUCAGAAGGCGAUCGUGUACAAUGGGCUGCUGCCUUACUCGGACCGGCUGGACCGGGAGGCCUCGGAACUUUUGGCGGACAUCAAGUGGAACCUGUCCAGAGCUGUGCUCCUCAGGGAGCUUUGGCCCGGGGUCGCCUUCUGGUCCAGGAAGCUCUUUUCGUAUCUGAAGCUCUACGGCAGGAGGUUCAGCAAGGAGGACCAUGUUCUGUUCAUCAAGCUGCUGUAUGAGCUGGUCACACUCCCGGACCUGGAGCCCCACAUGAUGCAGAGCUACGCUCGGCUGCUCAUUCAGCUCCUUAAGAAAAAGGAACUGCUUUCUAGAGAUGACCUCCAGUUGCCGUGGCGACCGCUUUACCAGCUGUACGAGCGAGUGGUCUACUCCAAAACCGAGCAUCUCGGACUCAUCUGGUUCCCCAACUCAGUGGAGCACAUUUUGAAGGCUUUGGUCAAAAGCUGCAGACCGUAUUUCCCUGCGCCUUCCACCAAGGAGAUGCUGGAGGAGUGGCGCCCCCUGAUGUGCAUCUUUGACAUGGCCAUGCAGAAGGCCAUCAGCAACAUGGAGCUCUUCCUGCCCACCAUCAUGCCCCCCGAGGAGCAUGGCCAAGGCUUCAGGUUGUGGUUUGAUGAGAUGAUGGAUCUGUGGGUUUCAGUGCAGAAUCAACCCAGCUGGGAAGGGCAUUUAGUGAACCUGUUUGCUCGCCUCGCCAAUGACAACAUCGGCUACGUGGACUGGACCCCUUACAUCGCCACUAUUUUCACCAGGAUCCUGCGCAGCCUCAACCUCCCGGUCGGAGUCAACCACAUGGUGGCGCUGCGCUAUCUCACCAACUCCUAUGACAUCGGACACCUGGUGUUAUGGAUCACGGCCCUGCUGGGUGGACCAGGAAACCCUGCACAGAAAGAGUUGACUUGCCUCUUCAACAGCAUCGCCUCAUUUUAUCAUCCCUCCAAUCAUGGUCACUGGCAGGACUUGGCUCGUGUUCAACCGAUAACGAAAGGCGGCCGUUUUGCAGGCAGCACGUGUCUCUGGGCGAUAACGCUCAAAUUGGAACUUGUGUGCCUACAGUCUCGACUCAUGCGCUUGCUCCAGCGUCUGCCGGCCAGCGUUGUGCGCCGCGUCCACCGUGAACGUCACGCUGCCCCCGGCUGGAUCACACUGGUGCCGGAAUCUCAGAGACUGACUGAUGAAGACUUGCAGGAGUUCACUCGCAGCCUCACUGGGGCCGCCCUGCUGGCCAUGUUCAGUAAGACGGGCUGUACCGACGCUGCCUACGCCCUCCAGAACCUGGCUCUCCUCACGCCACAGCUCGCCCUUUCACCUGUGCUUGACAAGACGUACGCAGCCAUGGAGACCCUGACGGAGCCACACACCCUCACCGCCACUCUCAGCUGCAUGAUUGGCAUGGCACGCAGCCUGGUUGCCCCCAGCGACUAUUACCCAGAGGGCCGCCUGCACGUGCUGCCGCUGCUCAUGGGGUCCCUGCCCGGGGUGGACCCCAACGACUUCAGCAAGUGCAUGAUAACGUUCCAGUUCAUCACCACGUUCACCACGCUGGUGCCUUUGGUCGAUUGUUCGUCCGUUCCCUCUCAACGCAGUGAUCUAUCAGAGGUUGAAAAAGAUCUGUGUUUUGCUUCUGCUGAGUUUGAAGACUUUGUUCUACAGUUUCUGGACAGGUGCUUUGCUCUCAUCGACAGCAGCACCCUGGAGCAGACCAGAGACGAGAUGGAGACAGACACUCAGACCCAGCUGGAGAGCCUGGUGGAGCUGGGCCUUUCCUCCACCGUGAGCACGGUGCUCACCCAGUGCUCCACACACAUUUACACGGUGGCUUUACAGAAGGUGUACAACUUUGCUACCUCCAACAUCUUUGAGACGUGCGUGUCAGGCAGGAUGGUGGCUGACAUGUGCAGGGCGGCCGCCAAGUGUCAUCCCGCUGAGUCUCUGCAACUGUUUGUUCAUCACUGCUGCAGUGUCAUAUUCCACAUUACUGGAAAUGAGGAUCUCCAGAGUGAAGACCAGCUGGAUAAAGAGCUGCUGUGGAACCUCCAGCUGCUCUCUGAGGUUACCCGUGUGGAUGGCGAGCAGCUGUUAAAGUACCAGGAAGAGCUGGAGCGCGUCCUCUACACGUGUGUGCGUCUGCGGUGUAAGCGGGCGUACACCCUGGCCUGCAGCCUGCUGGAACACAUGCUCCGCUCGCUGUCGCUCAUCUACCCCACCGAGUACAGGAGCACGUCUGGAGGCUUUGACACUGACCUCCCCAUACGGGACUGGGGUCGGCCCGGCGACGUCUCAGCUUUGGGUCUGUGCUGGCAUGUUCCGAGCCGAGAGGAGGAGAACUUUGUUUUUCAGCUGCUGUCCCGCCUCCUGCAUCCCGAGCUGGAGCGAAUCAAGCGCCACGUCUCUGGAGAUCAGCCAAUGAGCAGGGAGGAGCUAUUGCAGAGCCUUGCAAUCGUACAGUACUGCCUCCUCGGGGCCGGCAGCAUGCUGGCCCCACUGGACGGACCUUCUGUCACAGACCUAGUGCCCUCCAUGGUGAACCUCGGGGAGGUCAAACUGCACGUUGGCGUCCAGUAUGACAUUUCACGGCAGAACUACAGAGAGUCCAUCUGCCACACCGUGAGGCUGCUGCUACAUCACAUCCUGGAGCACACAGAGGAUGACACCAAGUCACUGUUUGUCAUCAUUAAGAUCAUCAGCGACCUCAUGUUUUUCCAAGGAAUUCACAAGAAGGAGUUUGACUCGCGCUGGAAGAGCUUCACUCUUGUCAAGAAGUCCAUGGAGAACCGGCUCCACGGGAGGAAGCAGCACAUCCGCGCGCUGCUGGUGGACCGCGCCCUGCUGCAGCACGAGAUGAGGACCCUCGUGGUUGAGGGCAGCGAGUAUAAAGAAGUCCACCAGGAGCUGCUGUGUGAUCUGCUGCUGUUGUCCACCAGCACCUACAGCCAGGUCAGGAGCCGGGCCCAGAAUGUGCUGACCACCGCCCUGGUGACCUACAGCUUCUCCCACAGAGACCUGAUACCAAGAAUUGUGAAACUGCUCUCGCCACAGCACACCAAUGGCACACAUCAGCAGUUCAAGGGGGCCCUCUACUGCCUUCUGGCGGCACACAGCGGGGUUUGCCUAGCAAGUGUAAGGGACUGGGACUGUGUUGGCACAGUAUGGCCCGCUCUAGUCCGCUGUGGACUCUCACCUGCCAUGACCCUGGAGGAGCACUCGGUCGGGCAGCUCCUGGACGACAUCAUCGAAAGGGUCCAUCGCCAGCACGACACCAUCGGCAUCAUUUUCACCGUAUCUGAGAGCUGCAUAGAGGUAGCCAAACAAAUCGCACACUCGCUUUCUUUGGAGAUGCCCACUGGAGAGGAGGUGAAGGAGGGGCUUCAACGCCAGCAAAUCAGAAAUGUUGUCAAUGCACGGAAAUAUGAGAAGCUGGUGAAUGACCUCUUAGACUGCCUUGAAGACAAAGAGCUGCCCUGGAAGUUUGAGCACAUGGCUACAGAUUUGCUGUCUCUCCUGCUGAGGGACGACCACCCACUGCCGCCGGAUGCCGUCCUCUACUUCACACAAGGCCUCAUACAUGACUCCAUCAGCAUACGCAAGGUGGCAAUAUCUGCAAUGGCUGGGAUCCUGAAACAGCUCAAAAGGCCCAGACACAAAGUAGCAGUGAAGCCAUCAGAUAUUAGCGGCGUGGCUGAUUCAGAGGGCAUGUGGGCUGGGGACCGCCAGGCCAAUCGUUGGCUGCAGUACAACAGCAACAAUCUGCCCCUCAGCGAAGAGCAGUGGGACUCUCAGCUGCACGUGGAGAAAACACACGUGGGCUACUACUCCUGGCCGAGGGAAAUGAUGAUCUAUGCAUCUUCGCAAAAGCUAAAAGAUGACCUGCCAUAUGAGGAGAUGAACGAAGCAGAAAAGAUCAUCUUUGAAUAUUUCUCAGACCCAGAGUUCAUUGAUCAACUUCUACAGUUUCUCUCUUUGGAGGACCGCAAAGGAAAAGACAGCUUCAACCCACGCCGCUUUUGUCUCUUCAAGGGGCUGUUUCGUAACUAUGGCGACGUCUUCCUGCCGCUACUAUGGCCUCACUUGGAGCAGCUCGCCGCUGACCCUCACGAGAGCUCACAGCGCUGUCUGUGUGAGAUCACAGCCGGACUCAUCAGAGGCAGCAAAUUGUGGAGUUUCAGCAAGGUGGAUAGGCUAUGGCAUCUUUUGUGCCCGCUGAUCAGGACGGCCUUGACCAAUAUCACCGUGGAAACCUACACUGACUGGGGCACCUGCAUCGCCACCGCAUGCGAGGGCCGUGACCCCCGGAAACUCCACUGGCUCCUCGAGCUGCUGAUGGAAAGCCCGCUCAUUGGCGAGGGAAGCUCAUUCCGAGAUGCAAGCUUGCUGUACGUGAUUCAAGGGGGCCUGGCCCAGCAUCAGUGGCGGGUGUCAGAGCUGCUGCACAGACUGCUGGCUUACCUGGAACCUAAACUCACGCAGGUGUACAAGAACGUGCGAGAGCGUAUCGGCAGUGUGCUGACCUAUAUCUUCAUGAUGGACGUGGCCCUGCCCCGCACGCAGCCCACCUCAUCCCCCCACGUGGCAGAGUUCGUCACUCGGGUCCUGGAGCGGCUCAAGCCUCUCACGUCCGAGGUGGAGAUCCGCAACCAUGUCCACGAGGAGAACGCCCCGGAGACGGAGGACGAGUGCACCCAGGCUGUCAAGCUGCUCACAACUGUCUUAAAAUGGUUGAUGGCGAGCGCCGGGCGAACUUUCACUACUCCGGUUCAGCAGCAGCUUCAACUCCUGCCUCUGCUCUUCAAAAUUGCCCCGGUGGAGAUUGAUGAGAGUUAUGAUGAGAUGAAGCAGGAUGCUCGCACGUGCCUGUCUCUGAUGUCCCAGGGCCUCCUCUAUCCUCAGCACAUUCCUCUUGUUUUGGCAGCUCUGGAAGAGAUGGCAGGCAGCAGGUCAUGGCAUGCACGCUACUCCGUGCUGACCUACCUGCAGAUUAUGGUCUUCUACAACUUAUUCACGCUGCUCAGCGUGCCUGUGGAGGUUCAGCGCAUUCGUACCAUGGUGAUGCAUCUGCUGCUGGACGAGCAGCUCGAGGUGAGGGACAUGGCAGGCACCACCCUGAGUGGUUUGCUGCAGUGCCAGUUCUUCCCUCUGGACUGCAGUCUGCAGAUGCAACUCCAGACGCUGAGUCAGACGCGCCUCCCCAGGGCCAGAGGAGAGCUGGCUUCCACAGGUUUGGUGCGGCGUCACGCUGGAGUGCUGGGCCUGAGCGCUUGCAUCCUGUCCAGCCCUUACGACGUCCCGACCUGGAUGCCCCAGAUCCUCAUGGACCUCAGCGACCACCUCAAUGACCCACAGCCCAUCGAGAUGACGGUGAAGAAGACCUUGUCAGAGUUCAGGCGCACCCACCAUGACAACUGGCAGGAGCACCGCCAGCGCUUCACCGAUGACCAGCUGCUGUUGCUCACAGACUUGCUGGUGUCGCCGUGCUACUACGCCUGAAGGCCCAACUCAGGUGGAAAUGCAGGGAAGCGCCAUGUUUGGCAUUCCCAUGCAGUGACAUUGGGAUGAAUAGCGAUGGGAACCUGGGCUGGGAGGAGGUGAGUCAGCAUUGGCCUUCCACGCCACAAGAAGAAAAGCUUCCUGGGCAAACUGGUUUCUCAUCUGACGCGCUUUGUUACCAUCGUCUUUAGCAAAGAAGAAAAAAUGCAAAUAGAUCUUGUAGUUGUAUCAUGUUUCUGACUGCGUCUGUAAAUACAGUAAGUAUACGUAUUAUACGCGCUUAUACAGGAUGCUGUAAGUAGCUGCAUUAGUAUUAAUAAACAUGCAUAGUUGGUUUUUAUACAAAUACAUUGUCAUCUUUUCAUUUGAUAAUAUGGACAUUAAAAAAAACGUUCAUUUUCAAUCCCAGGGCACAUAUAGACAAACAACCAUUCACACUCACAUUCAUACCUAUGGAUAAUUUGGAGUGGCCAAUUAACCUAACAUGUUUUUGGAAUGGGGGGGGGGGGAGUACCCGGAGAAAAGCCACGCAUGCACGGGGAGAACAUGCAAACUCCACACAGAGAUGGCCGAGGGUGGAAUCGUACUCUGAUCUCCUCGCUGUGUGGCCUGUGUGCUAACCACUGGCUCACCGUGCAGCCUUAAUUAAAACAUCUUAUCUUAUAAAAAUCUAUAUUAUCCAGUGUGUAUAUGUAUUGAUGUGCAGUCAAUACAUUUACAUACUGGAUAUUUAUUAUAAGUAAAAAUGGCAUACAUGCUGUAGUGCCACAAUGAUUUUAACUUUGUCAAGUCAUCUAUGACCCUAAUAUGGAAUAGGAUGUAUUAUGAUUAGGGUUGUCCGACAUUGUUCAACUCUCAAUUUCCAAUAUGUGCCCUCGCCUGAAGUCAUCUGGCACCCUAAGGAGGACAAGCGUUCCUGAAUAGAAAAUGGAUGGCAUUCCAUGCACUCCCAAAACUAGUCUGACUCGUUUACAAUUGAAACCGUUUUUUGUAUGAGGUUGUCAGUUGAAACUAUGCGGUCGGCGAGGCGCAGCAGCUUGAGGUUUUUUUGUAUUCUAUACUUUGGUCUUACGGCAUUCCAGUGAACAAGGAAGUAGCCUGCUAGUUAAAAGUAUCAAAAUGGUCUCUCGUCUUUUUAAAUCAGGAAGUGGCAUUCUAGGUUUCCCUGUUGUAUUUACUGUCAUCUUGUCUUCCUGUAUGAAGCCAUUGUACUUCCUGUGUCGGUCACGUUGUUACAUGUUUCAUAGGUGUACUUAAGUGCCUUGCUAGCCUGCCUCAUGUACAAGAGAGACGAGGGUGUGUGUCGCCUCCAGCGUGAGCAGCAUGUGCUGCGUAGCGUCGUGAUGCUUCAUUCCAAAGAGAAGAAGGGAAAGGAAGCAUGUGGGUGGUUUAUUUACACGUGUGGUUGGGGGACAUUAAAAGCCCUGAGAUUGUAUUACAUAGUCACAAUGCGGACUACUUCUCUUAUUUAACGGCGCGCCUGUCCUCCAGUCUCGCACGCACCAGCUUCUCCAGCGAAAACAGAUGCGCGUCUUUGUCCUCGGGCAGGACGCUCCUCACGGCCUCGGCGAGCUGGAACAGAUACUCCGUGUUCUGCCCGCUGGGUCCGGUGGAGGUGACGAUCUGGUUGGCGAUGUCUUCCAGGGGGGCGGGCCCCAGAUAGUCGGGGUUGUCCCGCGAACCAAUGUAGAGCAGUGUCUGGGCCGGGGUGCGGCCGUUGUCUUGUCUAGGGUGAAAGGUCACGGUCAUGACUCGGUAGCCGCCCUUUUCCCGGUGGUCCAGAUAGCGCUUCACUUCCUGCUCGCGGCCCGUGGGGAGCUUGUAGGCCACGCCCCAAACGCAGCCCUAAAAAAAAAAAGCAGUAGCGUUUUUUUCACUCAACCGCAGAGAGUAUUAGGCCUUGUACAAAUGCUAGUUCAUGGCUAGAGCGACACAUGCUGCUGUUAGUUGAUUGGUAGACAGAGAAUGACUUGUAGAACCUCACAGUAGCCUGUCUGCAGUACCUGAGUGCAGCCAGCAGAGGCGCUGUUGAGUCAUUGUCCGUUCAGUAUGACACCAGGUUCAGAAAAUUCAAAGAGGAAUUAUCCCGACUCAUUGAAAAAGAUUUUUUUGAAAAGAGAAAUGAACUAUUGCUAACUUGUCCUUCUCCCUCUCAGUAAAUACAGUCACUCGAUAUUCAGGUUUACACUUGCUGCACAGGAUCCAACUGGAGCUAGCAUGCCCCUCAUAUAAACCAUCUGACUUAAGUAACGUCUUCCUUCCCUUCCGACUGUGCCGUAGUGUUAGCAGAUAUGCAUCGCUUGCCUCUCAAUGCAUAUUUCUUUAUCGCCUUUCUGACAACCGAGCCAACAAUUAUCUGCCAUCCAAGGUCGCCAUACGAGGUGUCGUCCUGGCUUUUGUUUCAGCCGAGGGAGAUGCAUAUCUUUGUUUUGUGUGUGUUUGUGCACGCACACUGUUGACCUUCCUCUGAUACAACUGCAUAUUCCUAGUUUUCCCUCUUAAUUAGCACGACCACACGACGACAGAUGACAAGGUAGUUAAAAAAAAUGGAUGACUGUCAGGCGGUAGUUUUAUGGCUGCAUAAUGAGGCGUUGUUUCAGUCAUUUUUAUGUUAUUGCAUCAAAGGUGGAGGGAAAUAGGUGUAAUAAAGGUCGCGCUCAUGCACAUGUGCUUGUAAUUUGAAAUGAAGUCAUUAGCUGUGAAAAUAUUGAGCCAAACGUGAGGAUUCAUUGCUUCUUUUAUGUUCUUUUAGGUCAGUUCAUGUUGGAUGUUCUUAUUCCUCCACGGUCCUAACAGUGCUGCACACAAAAGGGUCACAAUGUGUCAAAACAUUGCAAUGUGUCGCCUGCGCUGUCACCCUGUCAAUUAGCCGCCUCGUGUUAGCUGUUUUUAUAGCGAACGUUUCACAUAAGGGUUGUGGAUGAAGGUGGUGAGGGGCUCAGGGGGCUACCCACCACCCUCUCCGCAAAACGGUGGUCUAGUGGUUAGCAUUCACAGGUCUGCAUUAACAGUCCGAAGGAGCAGAUUUCUUACCUCAGGAUCUUCCACAAGUGUCACGACUCGGCCAGGCUGUGAAGACAAAAGGUCAUUUGUAAACCUAUAUUACAGAAUGUAAUAUAUAUAAUAUAAGUCCUGUCAUUUCUCAGGUAGUGCAGUACUACACGGUAGUAUCGUCCUUGGUUCUAACUGUACAAACAUAAAGAUGGCUGAUGGUGCAGCUCUGAUGCCACGGGUCUUUUUCAUGACACCUGACCCCUGCAAACCGAGGACACUAGACUUGAACAGGACUUGAAGUAUUUACACAGUGCCAAAUUAAUUACAUGAAAUACAUUUGGACUAUAAAUCAUCAUCACUGGCUUGUCAUGAAUUCAACCAAUCACCCAGGGAAACAAAUGAGCUUAAAGCUAUAUACGCCUUGUACGAUGUACAAUGUUUGUUUAGAACGCCGUCUUUAAGACACAUACCUGGGUUUGUUCUUUUGGAACGUCUACUAGGGCAAUUAUUGGCUGAGCGGUAUGCCAGGCCAUGGCUACAAUGCACUGUUUGUGGAUUCUGCUCACCAUCAUGGCGGCCCAACCCGCGGGUGGUCCGUUUUUGUUUUUGUUUUCUUUUUGCCCUAAAGGCCUUGGUCCUGCUCACGUGGUCCUGCUCACGUGGUCCUGCUCAAGUCUCGGGUCCUUGAGCACAACCGCGUCUGUUUGAACUGUGUGGCGUUUACUGACCUGCAAAUCCCCCCGUUAGCCAUUAGACUUACUUUUCCCGGUACUCCCCGGUGGUCGGUGCUUCCCUGCCAAAAACGACGACUGAAACCUUUAAUGUAGCCAAUUACUUUUUCCUCAUAGGAAAAAUCCACCUUCCAAAUGAGGGAGCCGUAACCGAAGACCCACAUGGUGUUCACCUCGUUGCCCGUCACAAUAAAUUUCAACAGACCACCAUUUUGAUUUUAGUUACAUUAGUAAUACAAGGCGACACUAAACAAAAACGGAGUAAUACCACGGUGGAUAUUAAAGGGUGGCCAUUAUGAA
Doryrhamphus excisus (bluestripe pipefish) is the source of this 13165-nucleotide messenger RNA. The record is from RefSeq and is a predicted model, not a curated record. NCBI's taxonomy places the organism in Eukaryota, Metazoa, Chordata, Actinopteri, Syngnathiformes, Syngnathidae.